GAAGCCUGGUUCCUCUUUCAUUGUCAGAAGAGAAGAAGCCAUCAGACGGAUAAUUACUAUAAAGGGAGGUGUGAUACUGCAGGUGGUUUAGUUUUUGUUGUCAUCGUUGGUGAUUCACUGCUUAAGUAAGCAAAACAACACGCAGGAACUAUUUUGCUUUUUGUCAUUUUAUUUUACUAGUUUUAAAAUGGAAAGUCAGCCGAUUUUGAGCCAAAACCGAACCUAUGGACUAAACAACCCUGGUUACGUCCCAGCACCACAGGCGGAACCAGAAGUGGACACAGACGCUGUCACUGCUCCUCCAGCCAUGUUUGACAGCGUGCCUGGGUAUGAAGGGACGGUGGCAGGAGGAGGUGGCUUUCUACCCCCUCCAGUGCCUGCUUAUCUAGUUCCUCAGCCUACACCUGGACCAGAGCAACCACACUGGAACAUCCCAUCUAUAACUGAAGAAAUUGCCAGGUCAGCUUUUAACCAGUUUGCCUCCAGCAAGUGCUGCUACAGCUCAGGACCAGCCAAAGAUGGUGUGAUUACCAACAUGGAGGCCUUCAAUACAUACAGGUAUCGCCUGGAAACCUUUACCGAGAGCAGAUCCACAGAGUGGACUAAGGAGCCAUACAGAUCCCAGCCAGUGGAUGCUGGUACCCAACCACCCCCAGGGCCUUGGGAUAUUCCUGCUAAAACACCCAGUUUCUUUGUGGACAGCACACAGAUCAUCAGGGUUCCCUACACGUCAUCCGUCAAGCCAUGCCACGUGUGUUUGGGAAUGGCACAAAGGCCUUGCAGCAGCUGCAGAGGUGCUGGUAGUAAGGUGUGCUGUAUGUGCAAUGGGUCUGGUUUCCAGUUCAACAAUCAAUGUACUCGCUGCAAUGGAAGAGGGAGGGACAGCUGUAUCCAGUGCAAUGGACGAGGAUCAAGAAAAUGUCACACAUGCCUUGGAAGAGGACAACUCCUGGUUUACAUCAACCUCACAGUAAAAUGGACAAACAACUGUGAUGAUUAUGUGGUAGAACAGUCAAGUGGGCUGCAGGUGACCAAACUCAGCAAGGUGUCUGGAAAGGAGCUCUACAGAGACUCUCAGUACAUGGUAUAUCCGGUGGCAGGAUUCCCAAACCCUGAGGUGAUGCAAGCUGCACAGCGGCUGGUGAAUGAUCAUCAGGUCAAGUUCUGCCAGACUUCAAGAGCUGAAAGAAUAGCUCAAAGUUCUCAACCGCGCAGGACGUCCUCAUUUCUAACGAGGCAAUUAAUAGAGUCCGCUUGUGAAUAUACUAGUGAAUACUACAAUCGGAAAAUGGCAACAAAGACUGAUGGUGGCUUUCUACCCCCUCCAGUGCCUGCUUAUCCAGUUCCUCAGCCUACACCUGGACCAGAGCAACCACACUGGAACAUCCCAUCUAUAACUGAAGAAAUUGCCAGGUCAGCUUUUAACCAGUUUGCCUCCAGCAAGUGCUGCUACAGCUCAGGACCAGCCAAAGAUGGUGUGAUUACCAACAUGGAGGCCUUCAAUACAUACAGGUAUCGCCUGGAAACCUUUACCGAGAGCAGAUCCACAGAGUGGACUAAGGAGCCAUACAGAUCCCAGCCAGUGGAUGCUGGUACCCAACCACCCCCAGGGCCUUGGGAUAUUCCUGCUAAAACACCCAGUUUUUUUGUGGACAGCACACAGAUCAUCAGGGUUCCCUUCACGUCAUCCGUCAAGCCAUGCCGCGGGUGUUUGGGAAUGGGAAACACGACUUGCAGCAGCUGCGGUGGUUCUGGAAGCACGAUGUGCUCUAUGGGAAAUGUGUCUGGUUCCCAGUUUAACAAUCAAUGUUCCCACGGUGGAGGAGGAAGGCAAAGCUGUACCCACUGCAGCGGGCAUGGAUCAACGGAAUGUGACAGAUGCCGUGGAAGAGGAAGAUUUCUGGUUUAUAUGAACCUCACCGUAAAAUGGAAAACCAACUGUGAUGAUUAUGUGGUAGAACAGUCAAGUGGGCUGCAGGUGACCAAACUCAGCAAGGUGUCUGGAAAGGAGCUCUACAGAGACUCUCAGUACAUGGUAUAUCCGGUGGCAGGAUUCCCAAACCCUGAGGUGAUGCAAGCUGCACAGCGGCUUGUGAAUGAACACCAGUUGAAAUUCUCCCAGACUUCACGUAUUCUGCAGCAGCGUCAAACGAUAGAGCUGAUCCCCAUUACCAGGAUCACCUACACAUGGAAGGGGAGCUCACACAUCUACUAUGUUUAUGGAAACGAGUACGAGGUUAAUGCAGAUGACUACCCUGCUACCUGUUGCUGUACUGUGAUGUAACAGCAGUGGCUGCAUGAGAAGCUUUUUUCUUCCUGAGCCAUUAGAAAGGUGAAAUUAAGAGACUACUAGACAUUAAUGUAAAGUAGCCUGAUGUGAGAGUGUAUGACCUUGUUAAAUGUUAUUAUUCAAGUUCUUGUACUGUACCUAUAACCUGUUUUCAGUGUACUUCUGAUUAACUAACAAAAUAAUGUGAUACACUGAAUAUUUUCUAAAUUAUGAAUACUAUUGUAUGUGGCUACAGACAGAGAAAGGUUGAAUAAAGUAGUUACUUUUGAAGGAAUUUUGUAAAUUAGUAGUGUAAUAUACAAUGUAAUGCGUAAGACUAGAAAAUAAUAUUAAAAAAUAUACACCAAA
Molecule: messenger RNA, 2638 nt
Organism: Betta splendens (Siamese fighting fish)
Lineage: Eukaryota; Metazoa; Chordata; Actinopteri; Anabantiformes; Osphronemidae
Product: protein SSUH2 homolog
Exons: 23
Coding region: 188-2284 (698 amino acids)
Source: RefSeq, a predicted model, not a curated record